Messenger RNA from Erigeron canadensis, 915 nucleotides. Its product is annotated as F-box/kelch-repeat protein At3g06240-like. The transcript has a single exon. Bases 1 to 915 code for a protein of 304 amino acids. The record is from RefSeq and is a predicted model, not a curated record. NCBI's taxonomy places the organism in Eukaryota, Viridiplantae, Streptophyta, Magnoliopsida, Asterales, Asteraceae.
AUGCAAGAAGCAACGCUUCCAAAGGAAUAUGCUUCGCUUUUUGAUUUUGAUGUAGUUUUGGAUGUCGUAGGAUGUUGCAACGGCUUUGUUUUGUUAUCUGGAUUUUCCUAUUGCAAGCACCGCCGCCUCAAUGUUUUAAACCAUCGCCUCAUUGUUCUAAAUCCAACUACUAAGGAUUUUUUGGAAUUACCAUCUCCCAAUUGCUGUUUUGAUGAUCCGAAAGGUGAUCAGAUUCGUCACUUUAAAGAAUACUACUUGUAUGGAUUCAGUUAUGAUUCCUUUACGGAUGAUUACAAGGUUGUUACCAUCUUUUCCAAUAAGCGCUUUUUGCCUAUUGUGCAUGUUUAUAGUCUUAGAAGUAAUACUUGGAAGCAUGUGAUUGAAUUUCCUUAUAAACCUUUUCAAACUACGAAAAUGAGUUCGUCAAGUGCUUUUACUAGUGGGAAUAUUCAUCGGUUAGCUAAGAAUCGUUGUGGUUAUUAUGUACCAACAAUUGUUGCUUUUAGUGUAGCAGAUGAGACUUUUAGUGAAGUGCCACCACCCUAUCAUGGUGACGUCUUGGUUUCUGGUCACUGCAAACUAGUUGAUGUUGGUGGAAAGCUUGGUUUAUUCGAGGAAGUGGACGGUAAGGUUUGGUUGAUGAAUGAGUAUGGGGUAAAAAAAUCUUGGACUACGAUUUCUCUCCAUGGACUCCAUAAAAAUCCAAUAUGUAAUGAACCAGCUUUUCUUCACACUCAUCAGGAUGGCAACAUUAUUCUGGUUGUACGCCGCAAUCUUAUAAUGAUAUACAACGUUGAAGAUAAAGGUCGUUGUAAAUAUUGUAAAGCUACUUAUCCGUUAGGGAAGGACUUGACUGCAAAAGCCAUAUGUGUCGAAAGCCUAGUCUCACCUAUAAAUUAUGGGUUAACCGAUUAG